Aspergillus alliaceus is the source of this 716-nucleotide messenger RNA. RefSeq lists its product as uncharacterized. The transcript has a single exon. Bases 249 to 440 code for a protein of 63 amino acids. The record is from RefSeq and is a predicted model, not a curated record. NCBI's taxonomy places the organism in Eukaryota, Fungi, Ascomycota, Eurotiomycetes, Eurotiales, Aspergillaceae.
AAGGUACCAUAUGAAGCUGACGGUUGGGGUGAAAACAAGAGCAACUAAACCAGGAGGACGACUGCAGCUCAAGUCCCACAGUUCGGUACAUGUUCACAUAUGGUGUCCUCGGAGUUCUCGAGAAAAUGGCCUUAAUUCACUAACUAAUUAGUAUCACUCCUCACAAGAACAUUGCUCGACGCUGUUUUGCACUUCGGAGUCUAUGUAGCUAUUUACGGACACAGACUGCAACAGAACGUCCUGCUUUGAUGGUAUCAACAUCUAUCAGGCCUACAUAUUCCUGCGAUAGGGGCUCCUGCGCUAUGCCCUACUCAUUACAUAUUCCUAGGAAUGAAAAACGCUUGCACCAGUCGCUAUGUCACCCACAUCCCAAACCAUAUCGAUGCUCUACCGGUAUGCCAGGGUGUUACUCCGGGCCGAGCGGUGGAACGGUUGAAUGACACAACUGAAUAGACAGCCACAGUGCGUAACGUUGUACUCCAUAUGGCAACUCAAUAUGCAAUACAUGACGUGGAGGACUGCAGCCCCAUUGGUUUCUCAUGAUGGUCUCAGGGAUCUCCUUGCUUGUACAACCCUGCACAAACAGAAAAAAAAAUAUAGAAGUGGUACUACUGCCUGACCUGCAGCCGAUUUUGCCCUGAUUCACCGCCUCCGAGGGGUGGUGAUCCUUCUAUUUCCUGGGCCCCUCUUCCCUUCCCAAAGUUGGAUCAUAUACA